AUGAAGCAAAACCCUCAUGAGCAAAAUAGCAUGCAAUCUUCAGCUGCUGCUAUUGGCACCUCGUCUCAAGUCUGCAAUGAAGCCACCAUUGAAGAGUAUUUCAAGUCGUUUCCUCCAGGAUAUCGGUUUGCCCCUACUGACGAGGAGUUGCUUGAGGACUAUUUGAUGAAGAAGGUUAACAAAGAACCCUUACCUCCUAACCUCAUUCGUGAGGUUAAUCUCUACAGUAAAGAUCCUACCGAGCUUAUUGUUCAAAACGAACCAAUUACAGAAGCAGAGUGGUAUUUUUUCACUCCGAGAGAAAAAAAAUAUCCUAAUGGAUCGAGGCCAAAGCGUUCUACUCCAAACGGGUAUUGGAAGCCAACCGGAACUGAUAAAGCCGUUCCUCAUGGUUCUAAGCACCCUGUUGGAUACAAAAAGACCCUUGAUUUCUAUGAAGGCAGGCACCCUGGAGGCACUAAAACUGAUUGGAAAAUGCACGAGUAUAAAGUUAAAGACAGCAACUCCCAAAACAACCCCAAGCGCAAGGAUGACAUGAAGUUGGAUGAUUGGGUUUUGUGCAAGAUAUACAUGAAGAGGCAAAAGAAUGGAGGGGACGAAGAAGAGAGUAAUGGUGAUGGAACUCAGCCUACAACUGUUAUAGCACAGAAUAAUGAUGCAUCUUCAAUGGUUGGAACCAAUAAUGAAUUUGAAGAUCAGAAAUCGAAUGGUAAUUCUCAGCCAAUUGUCAAUGUGAAUUCACAGGAAAAUGAAGCAUCUAUGAUGGGUGGAAACAAUAAUAUUAGGUUUGAAGAUCAGAAUUGGAAUGCUAAUUCUCAGCCAAUUGUUAAUGUGAAUUCACAGGAAUAUAGAGCAUCUAUGAUGGCUGGAAACAAUAAUAUUGGGUUUGAAGAUCAGAAAUCGAAUGCUAAUUCUCAGCCAACUGUUAAUGUGAAUUCACAAGAAAAUGGAGCAUCUAGGAUGGCUGGAAACAAUAAUAUUAAGUUUGAAGAUCAGAAUUGGAAUGCUAAUUCUCAGCCAAUUGUUAAUGUGAAUUCACAGGAAUAUAGAGCAUCUAUGAUGGAUGGAAACAAUAAUAUUGGGUUUGAAGAUCAGAAAUCGAAUGCUAAUUCUCAGCCAACUGUUAAUGUGAAUUCACAAGAAAACGGAGCAUCUAGGAUGACUGGAAACAAUAAUAUUAAGUUUGAAGAUCAGAAUGGGAAUGCAUUUCAGUCAACUCUUAAUGUAGUACAGAAUAAUGAAGCUUCUUCAUUGGUUGGAAACAAUAAAUUUGAGUUUGAAGGUCAGAAUUCGAAUGCAUCUCAGCGAACUCUUAAUGUAGCACGGAAUAAUGAAGCUUCUUCAAUGGCUGAACACAAUAAAUUUGAGUUUGAAGGUCAGAAUUUAAAUGCAUCUCCGUCAUCUCCUUAUCCGGAACUAGGGACUGUCGAAUCGUAUUUCAUGGUCAGUCAACCUGUCAAUCAAGACGAAGAUCAAAGUGAUAUCUGGGAGGAUUUUGACUUUUCUAUAUUCGACGUUCCAAGUUCAGAAAAGAAAAAAUAA
Durio zibethinus is the source of this 1542-nucleotide messenger RNA. RefSeq lists its product as uncharacterized. Gene Ontology annotation, biological process: regulation of DNA-templated transcription. The record is from RefSeq and is a predicted model, not a curated record. Lineage: Eukaryota; Viridiplantae; Streptophyta; Magnoliopsida; Malvales; Malvaceae. Gene Ontology annotation, molecular function: DNA binding.